Molecule: messenger RNA, 5797 nt
Organism: Magallana angulata
Lineage: Eukaryota; Metazoa; Mollusca; Bivalvia; Ostreida; Ostreidae
Product: ATP-binding cassette sub-family C member 4-like
Exons: 31
Coding region: 511-4485 (1324 amino acids)
Biological process (GO): transmembrane transport
Cellular component (GO): membrane
Molecular function (GO): ABC-type transporter activity; ATP binding; ATP hydrolysis activity
Source: RefSeq, a predicted model, not a curated record
UGCUUCUCUAAAGCGAAAGUAGAAAAAUCGAGUAAACAACUGUUGUUUUUGUUGUUGUAUUUUAAUAUGUUUAACACAUACUGGGGCUAUAAGAAUAUCCUACAUUUUAAAAAAAAUUGUUAUGUUAAAUUCACUAUAAAUAAACACGUAGUUUAUUCUAAAGAACAAAUGGUCAUAUUAUAUCGAAAUAUUUAUGGUAUGAGUGAAUUAUUUUUUUUUCAUGCUUUGUGGUUGUGGGGAAUGACAUGACGUUAGUUGUGUAGGGACGUAACUGGAGUCAUUUGAAGUUUGUUGUGAAAUAAUGUCCAGUCGUCCCUGAAUUCUUGAUUGAUAAGGUAUCAGUGCUUUCAUACUUACCGGUACGAUUCUGAAGGCGUCCAUGUUGCCGAGUCCAUGCCUUCUCUCUUGGAUUAUCUAAAUCCUCAGGUGGGUGUGAUGAUGAACUUCUCACCCAAAGGCCAGAAAUUUUGAAGGUCACAUGAUCAAAACUAUAACACUCAAGCUGUGACAAUGAAAAACAAACUGAAAGGACUAUGUCCCUAUGGUACUGCAAAUUGGCUCUCUAAGUUCACAUUCUGGUGGGUUUUUCCGCUGUUCCGUUAUGGUUUCCGCCACCCCUUGACACAGGAUCAUCUGUAUCAUGUCUUACCAGAGGACCAGUCCGACCUGUUAGGGGAUCGCAUGGAAAAAUCCUGGAAUGCCCAUGUGAAAAAAUAUGAAGAUAAAGGGAAAAAGCCAAGUUUGUACUGGGCAGUGAUUGCAGAGUUCAAAUGGGAGUGGGGCGUUAAUGGCAUCUUUCUAGUCGCCUCUGAAGGUAUCAGGAUUGCCCAACCCUACCUGAUUGGUCAGAUCAUCUCCUACUUCCAGCCUGGCUCCACCUUGUCUCAAACGGAGGUGUACAUCUAUGCGGUGGUGGUGGCAGUCAGCCACAUUCUACAGCUGAUUGUCAAUCCCAAAUAUUUCUUCACUUGUCACCAUAUUGCUUUGAAAAUGAAAGUAGCUGUGGCUAGCCUCAUUUAUAGGAAGAUACUAAAAAUGAGCAGCUGGUCAAAACAUUCCACAACAUCAGGGAAAAUUGUCAACCAUUUGUCAACGGAUUUAGAGAAGUUUUCAUAUACGAUCGAGAGCUUCCAUUUUUGUUGGCUGGGUCCCCUGGAGAUUGUGGCUAUCCUGUACUUGUUGUACCAACAGAUCGGUCUGGUCAGCCUCCUUACUCUAGCCGUCACCGUAGUUCUUCUACCCUUACAGGUCAUGCUGGGAUGGAUCUAUGGGAAAUUGAGGAUGAAGAUAGGAGCUGCAGGAGACAAAAGGAUCCAUUUGAUGAACCAGAUAAUUGCUGGGAUGAGAGUGAUCAAAAUGUACUGCUGGGAGAAACCAUUCAGUGAAAUUGUGUUUAACAUCAGAAGGUGGGAAGUAUCUGAGAUAUGGAAAGCCAAUAUUGCCAAGUCCAUCAACAUGGGAUUGUUCCAGAGUGCCUCUGUGGUCAUCAGCAUGGCCCUAUUUGGAACAGCGUGGUACACGGGGGUUCCCCUAUCCGCCCAGAGGAUCUACAGCACCCUAGGCUGGGUCUUCUGUCUGCGACUGACCAUCUUCCUCUUUAUGAUGUACCUGGUGGAAGAUAACAAACAGCUGGCAUCUUCCCUCAAAAGAAUACAGUCCUUCCUCACAGUAGAGGAUAUGAAGGUCAUUUCUGAGUCUGAAGGGACAACCGAGUCAAUGGAGAAGGAGGGUGUGUCUAUCUCUAUCAGGGACAUGACAGCCAGCUGGCUUGGGCAUCACCCCCAGGACAAUGAGGGUGUUGCCGAUAAACUUCUGGACCAGGAAAUGAGUGAGGCAUUUUCUUUGAAGAAUAUUAAUCUUGAAGUUAAAAAGGGAGAACUCCUGGCUAUAGUAGGACCAGUUGGUUCUGGAAAGACAUCUCUCCUGUUGAGCCUGCUCAAAGAGCUUCCACCCGAGACAGGACAAGUGUGUGUGCAGGGCAUGCUGGGAUACAUGGCUCAGACGCCGUGGGUCAUGUCCGGAACCUUUCAGGCCAACGUCACGUUUGGAGAGAAUGUAGAGCAAGAGAGAUAUCGCCAGGUGUUGCAUGCCUGUGCUUUAUACAAGGACCUGGAGCUGAUGAGACUGGGGGACCAGACCUUGGUCGGGGAGCGAGGCUUGUUGCUGAGUGGUGGUCAGAAGGCCAGGCUCACACUCGCAAGGACGGUGUACAGGGAGGCAGAUGUGUACCUGCUGGAUGAUCCCCUGGGGGCAGUGGACACAGAGGUGGGCAGUCACCUGUUCCAGAGGUGUAUUUGUGAGUUGUUGAGAGGGAAGACCAGGAUUUUGGUGACUCAUCAGCUGCAGUAUCUAAGGUCAGCUGACAGAAUUGUUGUUCUGACCGAGGGUAAAAUAGUUUGUGUUGGAACGUAUGAUGAACUGGUGAAACAGGGGACAGAAUUUUCCUCCAUCCUUACCAAGCAUGACAAAGACAUGGAAGAAAAAGACGAGAGGCAAGAGAAAUUGGACAAUGAACAAGGAGAGAAGAGCACUGAGGCGGUCGGUGACGGUGAAUAUGCGGAGACCGGGGGCAUUGGUUGGAAUGUCUACAAGGACUACUACCUCUCCGGUCGGCCAUGGCUGUAUCUACCAGUGACCUUGUUCCUUCUUCUGAUUGCCUAUGCUGCUUAUGGAUAUGGAGACUGGUAUCUAGCUAAAUGGGCUGAACUCUCCGAUUCUCUGAACAUAAAGGCACAAAAUGAAUCCUAUCCGCUAUAUCCAGUGAUUAAUACAUUGAACCAAACACUGGGAUUAAACACAUUGUACAACAUAACACCCCUUCUACAGACCAGUAACUCUACCCCUGAGGGGUCCCUGAUCACCCUCCAGGGAGAUGAGCUGAUGCAGCAGUACCUGGUGGCCAUGUCUGUCUUUGUGGUGGGAAUCAGUCUCUUCAGCCUGGUGUAUUUCAGAAUGUCAGUCAUCAUCAGCAAGAGACUUCACAACAACAUGUUCCAAGUGGUGAUGGGGGCCAAGACUCAUUUCUUUGACUCAAACCCUGUGGGUCGAAUAUUGAACAAAUUUGCAAGAGACUUGGGGCUGAUAGAUUCUGUCAUACCUACAUUAACAAACAUCGUUUUAGAGAUAAUCGUUCACUUGGCCAUGCAAAUUGGUAUAACCUGUAUCAUCAAUCCAUACUUGCUGUUACCUCUAACUCCCUUGGUCAUAGUGAUUUACUUAGUAAGAUGGUUCUCGUUACCGACCACCAGAAAUAUGAAACGCUUAGAGGCCAUGACCCAGAGUCCUAUCUUCUCCCACAUCUCUGACACUCUGGUGGGUCUCCAGUCAAUCCGUGCCCUGGGGAUGAGUCGGAAGUUCCUGCAAGAUUUUGACAGAUUCCAGGACCGACACACCAGCGCCUUCUUCCUGUUCCUGUCCGCAAACCGCUGGUUCAGUCUGCGCUCUCUCUUCUUCCUUGAUGUCUACUUUGUCCUUGUCAUCCUGUUGUCAUUGGUUCUCAGGGAUAUGAUUGGAUUAUCCGGGGGACUGUUUGGAAUGGCUCUGAACUAUUUGCUGACAAUGGCCGACCCUUUUGAGAGCAUGAUGAGAAGAUCUGCUGACCUGAACACACAGAUGACAUCUGUGGAAAGAAUCAUAUCCUACACAAAGCUAGAACAGGAGGCCCCCAAAGUCUCCGAUUCCCCGCCCCCUUCCUCUUGGCCUCAAAAUGGGGAGAUUAAACUAGUCAAUGUAGGACUACAGUACUCAUCUGAUACUGACCAAGUCUUACACAAUAUAACCUGUCUUAUCAACAGCAGAGAGAAGAUUGGGAUUGUGGGGAGGACUGGAGCAGGGAAGAGCUCUUUACUGGCCGCUUUACUGAGGUUAGCGGAGCCUACAGGAGAGAUUUAUAUCGACGAUGUCAAUGUGUUAAAGAUCGGCCUCCACGAACUCAGGAAUAAAAUCUCUGUCAUUCCACAGGAUCCAAUUUUAUUCAGUGGUACUUUAAGGAAGAAUUUGGAUCCUUUUGAGGAAUACACAGAUGACCAGCUAUGGAUAGCACUAGAACAGGUUCAGCUCAAGGUGAAAGUUCAGAGUGAGAGAGAGGGUCUGUACAUGGAGGUGUCUGACAGCGGACAGAACCUGAGUGUGGGGCAGAGACAGCUGGUGUGUCUGGCCAGGGCCAUCCUCCGACAGAACAACAUACUGGUGCUGGACGAGGCCACGGCUAAUGUGGACCACAACACUGACAGGUUGAUCCAGGAAACAAUUAGAAGUCGGUUCAAGAAUUGUACGGUCCUAACAGUUGCCCACAGGAUUCAUACCAUUAUGGACUCCAGUCGAGUCAUGGUUUUAAAUCAGGGAAAACUUGUUGAAUUUGAUACACCAUAUCAACUUCUACAGAUAGAAGAUGGAUUCUUCAGAAAUCUGGUCCAACAGACUGGAAAAGCCCAGGCAAAAGUUUUACAGACAUUAGCUGAGAGUUUCCACAAAGAGAGAUCUUGAUAUAUGUUUUGGUUUAGAACUCUUUUAAAGAUUUUUAUCAAAAUAAAUUGAUGAAUUCAGUAAAUUUGUUGCCUUUGAUCAAUGUGUACACCAGGUCACAUGAUCCUCACAUCGUCAGUGUUAGCUUGAUGACGCGACCUCUAAAUAUAGAAUGGCCUUUGAUUUCUUUGAUUUCCAUUUCCUGCGUGUCUUGAUCAAAGACAACGUUGAACCUUUCACCUUCAGUAUACUCUUUAAGGUGGCCUGGUUAGUGUUUUGUUAUGUUUUCUCCAUAUUUAAUGUGUACAAUGCUUCAAUAAGGCAUUUCUAAUGGUCAACCAAAAUUUUGGUGUCAGUCGUUCAAUUAUAAGCAAUAUACACAGCUCAUAAUGCUUUGAUACAUACAUGUAUAUGGAAAUAUUUAUAGCUCGUCUUUUUUUUUUACAUUUUGAAUUUCCAUGUUUAGACCUAAAAUAAAUAUGACAAAUGCUGGGAACUGUUUAUUAGUGUACAAAACAAGUUAGCAGAUAGAAAUUAAAACUUGUGUGCAUGACAUUCGUAGAGUAAUAAGCAAGUUACAAGGCUCAGAAUUCUUGUUAUGUAAAGAAGGCUAGCCUUGUGCCAUGUUUUUGUUUACAUUGGUUCAAUAUACCGGUAAAUUUAAAGUUCUUUUUCAAGAUGAUUCUAUCUGAUAAUUCGUUUUGAACAUGAAACAGUCAUUAGCGUUUGUCACAUUCAUUGACAUGUGACAAAUUUAGGUCUAAACUUCGAGUUUUCUUUUGAACAUUUAAAAUGUAAAUAAAAACAUGCCUUGAGCUUUACAUAACAAAAAACUGUAAGCUCUGUAGCUUACUUAUAAUUUCAACCGAAACUCAAACUUUGGUUGAAUAUUAAAAAAGCACUGGUUACAUUAAAACAGAAUAAAACAAAUUUUGACCGAAAUCGUAACAUAACAUAAAAAGAACUUCUACUGGUAUGUUGAACCAAUGGAAAAUGAAACAUGGAACGAGCCUCGUUUAAAUAACAAAUAAUUAUGAACUCUGUAACUUGCUUAAAACUCUACGAAUGACAUUCAAAUCUUAGUUGAUCAUUACAAAUGCAUAAAAUAAUGCCUUAAGCAUCGUUAACAAAAAAAAAAAAGAAAAAAAAAAUUGAAUUCAAUUCAAUUUAUUGACAAAAAGCAUACGUGGCGCAAGUCAUACAUGCAGUAUACAAAUAUAAUUAGUACAUAGAUUUUCUUAUGUAAAAUGCAUCACGUAUGGAGUUACAAAUAUUUUUGUUGAUUGAACAUCUGAUGGGUUAAGAUUGUAUAAGAUAUACAUGUGUUAUUAAA